UUUUUUUUUUAAAGCGUCCUAUGGAUGUGAUUCUGGUCCGAAAUGCCGUGACUGCUCGCGUUGCUUAGUGUGUACAGUGCUGGGAUUAUUACCCCCCACCCCACGGGGUAUUUGGUAACCAAUGCUUCAAAUCCAGCUUUGGCUGCGUUUUGUUUGUUUAUCUGGAUCGUUUGAUGUGAUGUCGGCCGCUCGCGCUCCGUUUCCUGAAAUCACGUCCGACAAAAUGUAGCUCCGGGUUGUUUGCUGUGGUGGCUUUGUCUGUAAAAGGUGUUGCUGUCUGAACGAUGCGCGAAAGAUGUCCGACGUUGAGAGCACAUAUGCGGACUUYAUCGCCUCUGGUAGGACGGGCCGCCGGAACGCCCUGCACGACAUCCUGCAGAGUCCCACCGACCCUGACGGGCGAGAGCUGCCCCUCACCCUGUCUCUGUCCCAGCUACACAUCAACGCUGGAGGAGGCGGUAAAUUAAUCCACUAUGACAGCCACAGCUCCUCCGCCUCGGCCCAGCGAGACGCAGCGCAGAGGAACAGUUAAGCUCCCACGUCCCUGCUCCACCAGACGGCGCGCUGCRGGACGGAUUGAAGACUCCGUCACAGUGGACCUGUUCGCGCGAAGCGGCCCGGCGGCUGGAGGCUAGGACCAUCGCCGGGGAUACGCCUUCAAAGCAGAGCUUUCGCCCCUGCUGAGGCGUCGAGAUGCGAUCACUCGGUGCUUCUUGCGAAGUGGAACGACUGAUGCUUUUCAGAGUCGGGAGUACACAAGCGGUAGUUUCUUUUUUUUUUUUUUUACUUUUCAAACAAAUUUUGCUUUCAGUCUUUGUGGUCCAACACACACACAGUCUGAAGGACUGAAAGGAGGGAGAAAAUGGCGCUCUGCAAUAGUCCGAGCAGUUUGUAGGAUCACUGAGACAUGCUGGUAUAAUGGGUCACAGUGGGAGUAGCAUGAUUGUAGAAGCAGUGGUGCCGAUAGAGGCUGUAUAUUGCCAGGUAAUGGUUUGUGCUUCCUUUGAGCCGACGUUAAAGCAGAGAGACAUGGACUCAGCUGUAGCCGAACUGAAACACGGAGCUUUGGAAGUUCGAUUCAUGCCGAAUUGUUGAAUUGUUUCCACAGAGAAUAAGAYGUUCCAGAAGAAGGGUGACGUGACGCGUCCUUUAAAAUGGRUCUUUAUUUUUUACACRUUUACAGUAAUAAUGCAAGUAUUAUCACAGCCUUACAUGAGUAGUUUGUCAGGUUCGGAAAUGCGUUUAUUCAGUUUUGCGCUGCGUUAGAGAAGAAGAAAAGUCAAAUUUUGGAGAAGAAUCAAGCUCAUCGGUUCACAAAAGCAUCAAAACCCCACUGCUUUCACAUUUGCUUGAAGAUAAUAUAUCUGGAUACAGGUGUCAGGUCAAGGGUCAGUCUCAUUUAAUAAAAAAAAAUAAAAAAAAAAUCAGGAAAAAAGUAAUACAAUAAUAAAGAAAGACUUUUUCACUAUUUAUCCUAUCAACCAAAAAAAAAAGCUUUUUUUUUUCUUUUUUUUUGUGCAAAAAUACUCCUAGUCACACAUACACUUUCAACUUCUGAAAAACUAAUAAGGCCGCUGCUCCUGUGUUACUGAACCGAAAUGAGACUCAGGGAAGUCAUUUUGUGUGCUAAAAACAUCGUAAUGCAUAAAAAGGGCUAAUCUGUGACCUUUUAGGUGCUGACGGAAAGUUGAUUAUGCAACUAUCUGUGGUUGUGGCUUCGCUUUUCAAUGCGUUAAUUUGGUUAAAUAACUUAUUGAUAUUCUUAGUUCACAAAACCAAAAACCGCUUAUUAAAAGAGACAAGAAUGCCACUGUGGGGUGUAGAUUGUGCUUCAGACCAUACAUGGAUUAUUAGAGAAUUAUUUUUGCUUAUGUAUACCACACUUGUAUGUAACCCAUUAAAUCAGAGUGGGGUCAGUUCUUCUUUUAGAGUUCAAUGCCGACCGACUUCCGUUUCAACCCAAGGAGUCGCCAUCUGCUGGCAGUAAGGAAGAAUGCACUUUCAGACCCGUCUGUAGUACUGCCUUGUUAAAUUGUUAAACGUUACCACUGUGUUCCUCUUUCUUCCUUUGAGGCCUUUCUUUGAGUUUUUUUUUUUGUCUUGUUUUUUUUCUCUAUUGAUUUGCACAAUAAAAGUUGCAUAUACCCAAACAGCGGCUAUAAAAAGAAACACUUCCUUAUCCUGAAAAGGUAAUAAAACACGAUGUGAUUUUUCUUCUGA
This is a messenger RNA of Poecilia reticulata (guppy), 2220 nucleotides long. NCBI's taxonomy places the organism in Eukaryota, Metazoa, Chordata, Actinopteri, Cyprinodontiformes, Poeciliidae. The record is from RefSeq and is a predicted model, not a curated record.